This is a messenger RNA of Eleginops maclovinus (Patagonian blennie), 4815 nucleotides long. It is a transcript of the gene tmem198aa, whose product is annotated as transmembrane protein 198a. The record is from RefSeq and is a predicted model, not a curated record. The transcript is spliced from 7 exons. The coding region runs from base 514 to 1683 and encodes 389 amino acids. Gene Ontology annotation, biological process: positive regulation of canonical Wnt signaling pathway. Gene Ontology annotation, cellular component: plasma membrane; cytoplasmic vesicle. Lineage: Eukaryota; Metazoa; Chordata; Actinopteri; Perciformes; Eleginopidae.
CAAAGGAAGCGCACACACGGGUCGAUUUAGGUGGGAUAUCAUAAGAAAGCAUGAUGUAAACACGGAAUAAAAACCGCAAGGCAGCAUUUCCAUUUCCCGUCGCACAGGUCCAUUAUUGGCGUUCAAUAUUACAUGAGAUCUGGGCUAACGACAGCGCGUCUGUCUGGACGCAGUAAGUGAGAAAUUGAAGCCAAGAGGAGUUGAGCAUUGUUUUAGUCUUCGCUUCAGGCUUGUUGGAGUUGCUCGCUGUGCUUUUGUCUUUUGGACCAAGCCCGGUUCCCUGAGAUGAUCAUGUUGGGUUUUUCAUCCAAACAAGUGGAGAUUCUGUCCUUUCUUUGAAAAAAAUCUGUUUUUCUCGUUUGGACUCGGGGACGACAAAGAAAACACACGAGGAUAUGAUGCAUUACUGAGGUAGACACUUCUUAAUGGCUGAGGCCCACUGAUCCAGUCCUCCCUGCACACCCCCUCCACCCCUCACCCCCUAAUCGCCACCCACCACUCACUUCAGUCACCAUGACAUCCACCAGCCGCCUGCUGGGUUUGGCUGAGGUGGGGCUGAAGUGUGACCAGGAGAUUGAGAGGAGGUAUGAGAUUGUUCCCUCAGUGGUCUGCUCCAUGUGCUGCCUCUUUGGAAUCAUCUACUGCUUCUUUGGCUAUCGUUGCUUCAAGGCCGUGUUGUUCCUCACAGGCCUAAUGUUUGGCUCUGUGGUCAUCUUCAUGCUGUGCUACAAGGAGAGGGUGAUGGACACUCAGCUGAGUGUAGAGGCGUCAGUGGGCAUCGGCCUGGGCAUCGGGACCCUGUGUGGCCUGGUGACCAUGUUGGUCCGCAGUGUGGGUCUGUUCAUGGUGGGCCUGCUGCUUGGCCUGCUGCUUGGAGUGGCUUCUCUGGUGGCUAUGGAGGAGUUCUACCACCCAAAAACAGUGUGGGUUCCUCUGGGUAUCCUCCUGGGUUCUGGGACGCUAUUUGCCGUCCUCACUCUUCAAUGGCAGCGCUGCUUCGUCACCCUCUCCACCGCCACAUUCGGCUCUGCCAUCAUCACUGUCACCGUGGAUUACUUUAUAGAGCUGUUCGCUUUGGUACACUACAUCUACGAGAGACUCAGGGUGGCGCCAAAGAAGCCAUUGUGCUGGUUUACUUGGGUCAUCUUGGGAGUGUGGCCGGUCCUGGCCCUCCUUGGAGUUCUGAUCCAGUGGAAAGUCACUGCAGAGGGAUUUUCUCACACAGAAGUGGUAUUGAGUCGACAGCAGAGGAGAGUCCAACUCAUGCGGAUCCGACAGCGGGAAGAGAGGCUUAAAAAGGAGAAGGAGACAAAGAAGAAGAAAAAACGAGACAACCAGAAGCCUAACCACAAGCAGAAAGCCCCCACCAAUCACCACCAUCACCAGCAGUACCAUCACCCCACGGCAUCCCACCCUCAUCACCAAGCACAGAGCUCUCAGCCACCUAAAGUCCCUCCUCCUCAGACUGAGCCCGGCUACCAUCGCAAGUCCAACCCCAAAAGGCGCUUUGAUGGAGAUGUACUGUCACCGAGCUACAUCCGGAGUUUCAGGGACAGACAAACAGACAGACGAGCGUACUCCCAAAAUCGAAUGAUGAGCCGCUCCCGGAUGGCUGAACUCGACUACGACUGCGGCUCUCGAGUGCCCCUCACGGCUCCCAGCGGACCUCCAGUUCGCAUCUGAGACAGGGAAAUGAACACCAUACCACACCCACAGUCACAUAGGACUGCUUCAAACAUAUACGUCAUAGAAAAUCUAACUUUGCCAACAUAAUUAACUGCCAUUUAACACAUCAGUAACUCAGUUAUCCAAAUAAGGUGUCCUGUCCAACACUGGUUUUCUCUAAGGAGUUGUAUUUAUUUGACCAGUUUGGUCCUGUUUUGUUCUUUAUGAACAGAUGCAAGGGAAGAACUUUUUUCUUUCUGAAGACACAAGAACUGAUUGCUUCAUCAAAUCUAAAGUCAUCACAAACUGUAUUUGACUUUAAAUCCCCUAUCCUGGUCUGCAGGACACUUGAAAUAAUGGACUUCUGGGAAGUUGAUUGAAAGUUGAACAUUUGAUUUAAAGAAACUUCUGGUUGCUUCAAAUCACAAUAAGUCAUUUCUGGAGGGCUGCCCCAUUUUCAAGGAAAUGCAUCAUGUGGCUUAUAUAGAGUUAAGGUUGCACAACCGUCAAUAAACCUUUUCUUUGUAUCUUGAAUCUUGGAAAAAAUCUUGCUUUAACUAUUCAGUGCCCAUAGAGGAAACUUUCAGAAAAACAUAAAAAACCACAGCAAAAACUUGAACAGACAGGCAGCUCUUCAUCAUUUUCUGCACGAAAGGUCGCUGUAGGAAGUGAGGAGUACAUGAAGUCAGCCUGUUAUCUCCUCUGACACCUUGUGAAUCCAGACAUGGCAGCCAGCACCAGUCUUCUGCUGCUUCAAAAUGCAGAACUGCGACUGCUUUCAGGUGAACAUGGAUCAAAGAGCUCACCCCGUAGACAAUUUUUUAAGUUAUCCCAUCCAUGAACACUCCAUGUGUCAUCGCCUACAUUAAUGCCAAUUUCCAAGGGAAAUGUGCUCACGUGUCAUCAGUUCCCUUUGCCCUCGAUUCCCCAGCUGUUUUAACCACAGAUCUGAGCAGAAGAUACAUCCGUACCCUUCUUCUUCUUUCUUCUUCUCCUGGAAUUAAAAGCUUUUUUGUAAGCUACUUUAUGUAAUUAUCUUUGUCGACAUGUUUUUGUAAGUGCUCUCGUGUUCCUUUCACUCUUCCUAAUCCUAAAGACUAACUACAUUUUGUGAAUUUGUCAGUAGUGUGACGGUCAAACAGAAAGAGAAGAACCUGCUCUCUGAUACUGGUCAUCCAGAAAUGUGCUUCAGAGAGGACAAUACAUGGCAGUAAAUAUGGUUGAUAUAGUGUGUUUGUGUGUGAGAUUAUAAGGGAGCCCUGUGGCAAGUGAUGGAUUGCACCACUUAUUAACAGAGAGGGGGAUUAAUUGAAAUGUAUGUAAAACAUGCUGUAUUGUGUUUCCCCUUUUUGCUCGUAUACAGGUUCAGUAAGGCUGUGAAUCUUAUAGUUUGGAUGAAGUGUAAAAUGAUGAAAAGGAGCAGAAGCAACAUAAUCUCCUGUAAAUCACAAAACAUGGUGAAAAGAUGAAAUCAUUUGCAAAGGGCGCCCUCUAAUGUUUACUACUGGACCUUUUUUUUCUUGUCAGUUGGAUUUGAACACUGAUCUACUCCGAACAUUACAAUUGUGGUACUGAAGGGAAGUUGGAUUUGCACAAGGAGUCUCUCAGUGCAAAGGAAAUAUUUUUGUUUUAUUUGAACCUGUUUAAGGUACUGUAGUUUCCUAGAAUAAACAGCAGCACUACUAAUGUUACAAUUCCUACUGAGACUAAAUGGUACUGUAACUUCAUUAUGACCACUUGGAUUGUGUUUUAUGUCCUUUUUAUGUUAGAGUUUACCUUGAAUUUUAGAUCAAAAAAACAAUUCCACAGUACUUUGCUCAAUUUCUUAAUAGUUGAAGGGACAGGCUUGGCAUUGGAAGGACCAAUCAUUCUCACCCUAACCCACAACUGCAUGAGAAUUCUUGUGUAACUUUGUCCAAUGUGUCGAUGUUUCAAUGUGUCACUGUUGUCAUGUGAAAACCUCCGAUUUCCAUUUUGAGUUUGUUGGUCCCAAAACACAAUCCACAUUGACUGAAGGGAUAUUGUGGAAGGAAGUCCAAUUAAGCAUUUCAAUAUCAACAGCAUACAGAAAAGGUUAUAGUGAAUCUUGAAAGGACCAACUUAUUUGAUCUUUUCCUAUCCCUGUUUAAACUUGUCCAGGUAAAGGGCUUUGAAAAUGCAUAAUAUGAAUAAUUUCCCUCCUAUCGACGUGCAUUACGCUAAGCCAUUUUCCUUUCUACUGUAUCAGUGUUACGCCUAUAAUGUUUGUCAGUAGUGGCUGUUGAAGUUGUAUUUGGGACUUUGCUAACAUGUAAGUCCCGUUUGGUUCUUCUUUUUGGUUUUACUGUAGUGCGCUUGUAACAUCAUAAUCAUUUGCAUUUGUUUCUACUAUUAUUUUUCUGUGAUUGUGCAUAACUGCUGAGCAUAUGUAGGGAAAACACUUGUUGUAGAUAUUGAACUGUAAAUAAUUUUUAAAUGUUCAAAUCAUUUCUUUAAUUCUAUGUUAACAUCAUGAUCGCUUAUGUUAUUUAUCCAGCUGAUUGGAUUAGGUCUUUUUUAUAUUGCGUUACUACUGUAUGUCCAAUUAGUUCUACCUGGCUGAAUGGUGGAUGCACUUGUAUCAUUCUCAUGCUGCUGUUUCAAUGUGUGAUGAAAAUCAGCAAACAAACUGAGCCUUGACUCUUUUUAUCAGCAACCAUCGGUGAUUACUCAUUACUCCAUCUUUUUUAGAAGAUAUUGCAUUUGAUUUUCCUACCAACCUCUUUAAAUGUGUAAAAAACACCUGAAGACAAUGGUUAUUGUCAUUAUUAUUAUUAUUAUUGAUAGCAUGAAUUUAUAUGGACCUAAGCUAUGAUAAACAUUGUGAUUCUACAAUCUAAUGGUCUUGUUUUUCUUUACUUUUCUUACAGUGAUCACACAGAUGAUUUUAUGAGUACACAUAUCAAAUAAUCAGACACACAUUUAUUUUACAUAAAAGGUAGGAGUUUAGGUAACAAAUCAAAGUGUUUCGGCAGUACUACUUAAACCAGCUGAUUUUUACAAUAUCGGUUUCAGUCGGGCUUUACAGCAUAUCAUGUCUAGGCCACGAUACAGAGCUAUACAAAAUACUUUAAACAAAAAACUAAGCAUCUUGUUUAUAGUUGAGUCCAUCCAUUAUGACUUCUUCUUACU